Messenger RNA from Bipolaris victoriae FI3, 933 nucleotides. RefSeq lists its product as hypothetical. Bases 1 to 933 code for a protein of 310 amino acids. Lineage: Eukaryota; Fungi; Ascomycota; Dothideomycetes; Pleosporales; Pleosporaceae. The transcript has 6 exons. The record is from RefSeq and is a predicted model, not a curated record.
AUGGGCGGCGGCAUCCAGUCAGCGUGCGCUCCCACGCAAAACAAGUCGCUUGUGCAUGUUGUUCGAGGUGAAAUUGCGAGAGAAGCUUUUGCUAGCGGUCGACGAGGGCCAAUGACGGGGCCGAGGAUGCUAGCUUACGCUGCGGGGCAAUGCAGCGACAUGCUGGGCUGCUGGGGCGGACGACAGGGGAGUCGAGGUAGUGGUCGUCGUGUGUGUGUGUGGGAGCGUGCUAUGAAUAGGCCGUUAAUUAGGCUGAGCCGGGUCGAGGAAUUGCCCAUAAUUAGGGCAACGGCCCAAAGUGGGUGGCAUGGCGAAGGCAGGCGAGGGCAGGUGCAGGAAGCGGCGGUGAUUGGUUACCGAGGGCUACAAUCAAUACUUGGCGGGCGACGAAUGGGCCCUCGAGUACCGGACACGACUCAAACCUCUGCUCGCUCGUCUCUGCGGCACGCCUUCGGUCAUCACCAUGGGAUCCGCCAAGCUGGCCAAAUUACGAGCGCCGUUGCACAAAGCCGUUCCCAUCCAUUGUCGCAGCGGAGCACACCAGAGAAUGGCGACUCGGCUGGCCGCAGGGUCUUGGAGUCACGGGCUCGUCGUGUGGGUGCUUCUCUGGGCGACCGUUGGCCGCCACUGUGGGAGAGGGUUUCAUGGUGGCUUGCUGGCGGCCAGCGUCACACUGGCGGGCAAGGUGAGGCGGUGGGCGUGGUGCUGGCAGUUGCUGGCAGUGGCAGUGGCAGUGGCAGUGGCCCAGAGCAUGUCCGAGUAUGCGUGCACGCCAUGGCUCAACCUCAGAUCUUCGCUGCAUCUGCGCGCGACUGGCGGCGACACGAUCCGCUGCCGUCGGCCCUCGCUGUGAGUGGAUCCGCGGCGACCCUGACUUGGCCGGCCGGGCGUAGGUGCGUGCGUGUGUGCGUGUGCGUGUGGCCGUGGCCGUGA